AUGCCUACGCCAUUAGAUCGCUUGACCCAGUCAAGAGGGUCGUUUUUUGCCUUUACUGGCAUUGUAACAGCUGCAGCUGCGUGGAUGAUAUGGGGGAACGACAUGUUCCCAGCUGAACCGGACCCGACUGGCGAUCCCGAUGCAUGGACAGUCACUGAGCUGCGCCGAUGGCUGAACAAGCGCAACCUUCAUCCAGCCGACUCGUUGACUAGAGACGAGCUUGUAGAGCGCGUUAAGGCAAACAUGCGUCCUCCUCCGAGAGCAUGA
Molecule: messenger RNA, 267 nt
Organism: Aplosporella prunicola CBS 121167
Lineage: Eukaryota; Fungi; Ascomycota; Dothideomycetes; Botryosphaeriales; Aplosporellaceae
Exons: 5
Coding region: 1-267 (88 amino acids)
Source: RefSeq, a predicted model, not a curated record